Molecule: messenger RNA, 248 nt
Organism: Paramuricea clavata
Lineage: Eukaryota; Metazoa; Cnidaria; Anthozoa; Malacalcyonacea; Plexauridae
Source: the annotation of a GenBank genome assembly
UGGAUAAUGUUUUGAAAACUCUAAGACAUCUAAAUGUUUCGAAAGGCGCCGGUCUUGAUAAAAUUCCGGCUAAAAUGCUACGCAUUGCUGCAGAUAUAAUUGCACCCUCUUUAACUUAUAUUUUUAAUCUAUCACUUUCAACUGGAGUGUUUGUAGAAAGUUGGAAAUAUGCGAAGGUUAUACCGAUUUAUAAGGAAGGCAACAAACGAACUUUGGGAAAUUAUAACCAAUAUCAAUUCUACCGAUAA